This is a messenger RNA of Manduca sexta (tobacco hornworm), 536 nucleotides long. RefSeq lists its product as uncharacterized. The record is from RefSeq and is a predicted model, not a curated record. NCBI's taxonomy places the organism in Eukaryota, Metazoa, Arthropoda, Insecta, Lepidoptera, Sphingidae. The coding region runs from base 156 to 521 and encodes 121 amino acids. The transcript has 3 exons.
UCAUUCACAGUGGAGCAGAGGUACCGGGCAUUGGCACAGUGUGCUAACAGCCGUCGAGUUGAUCACACGCGUUUACUGUGACAAUAACAUUUUAGUGGUGUGAAAAUGGCACGCGAACAAACAAAACUUGAGAUCAUCAACGAAUCUCCAAGGAUAUGAAAGCCGACAAAAUUCUGAACAAAGAUAUCGAGAUGAUUUUCGGGACCCCAAAUUCGCCGAAAAGCAACGGAGCCAGUGUUCACUUGUUAAACAGCGAGAAGAACCACGACGUGCCAGCGAACGUGCCCCGCGUCCACGGCAAAGACACAGAGCUAUCGUGGCAGCCGCUGCUGGAGCCUGACAGAGAGAAGCAAAAACCACCAUUAGCUGGGCCAGAGAUCGAUGACUUGGACGACGAAGUGCACAAUCCACCCGGCCCAUACCCAGGCAUCGAUGAAGGACUCCUGGACAUCGAUGGAAGCAAGCCGGACCACCCGAUUGGUAAGAAAUCUCCAUUACCCAUUUAUCUAUGUCAUGAAUGAAACAACGUAGAAAGU